This is a messenger RNA of Pelagomonas calceolata, 909 nucleotides long. NCBI's taxonomy places the organism in Eukaryota, Pelagophyceae, Pelagomonadales, Pelagomonadaceae. The record is from the annotation of a GenBank genome assembly.
GCCAAGGCACCAAAAACUGCCGCCGGAGCUCUUCUGCACGCAACGACGCAGCACAAACGACCCCGCCCAAAACGAGCACCCGUAAAGGCCCUCCCAGAGCCCAAUGCCCACCAGCCCCUCCAGCACUGCCCGCAGCGCCGCGUCGCCGUCCGCGGCCGCCAAACCGCAGCGAAACGGGCCCACAGCAGCGCGCAUCUCCCUGCUAGCGGUACCGCUCCUGGCCAUCGCGCUCUCGCGCCGACGCGGACCGCGCGUCUUCACGAAAGCCGAGCUCGCCCAAUACGUGGACAUCAAACACGGCUUAAAAGUAGCGAUCUGCGGCCAGGUCUUCGACGUCACGAAGGGCGCCGAGUUCUACGCCAAGGGCGCGGGCUACGGCUUCUUCGCGGGCCGCGACGCGUCGCUGGCGUUCGCGACCGGCAACUUCAAGACGAAUUUGACGGACAACGUCAGCUCGCUGGCCGACGCGCAGCUCCUCGACCUCCAGAACUGGGUCAACGACACGUACCACAAGAAGUACGUCCACGAGGGCGUCGUCGCGGGCUACUUCUACGACGCGAAGGGCCAACCGACGGAAGCCCACAAAGACUUCGACGAACGCGUCGAAAAAGCAAGGGAGGCCGCCGCGCGGCAGGCGCUCGACGUCGAGAAGUACCCGGACUGCGCGUCGCGGCGGACGCAGACGGAGCGUUCGGUCUCGUGCAAGAAGGGCCGCGUGCCGAUACGCCGUCGAACAGAAACCGGCACCGAACGAUGCGCCUGCGUCCUGGAACGCGACGAGGGGCUCGGCGCCAAGUACGAGAAUUGCACCGUGAGCGAGGGCGGGCGGACGUCGUGCGCGCUCGGGUAGCAGAGGGGCCGCUCGACGGCGUAUCUGCUCGGACGCAGCGCUGGAGGACGCGCUUCGUG